This is a messenger RNA of Closterium sp. Naga37s-1, 438 nucleotides long. The record is from the annotation of a GenBank genome assembly. Lineage: Eukaryota; Viridiplantae; Streptophyta; Zygnematophyceae; Desmidiales; Closteriaceae.
AUGCUUAGCGGACGACGAGUAGGCGGCCAAGGCGGCGGUAUCAGCGGCGGCCUGCGAUGGGCCCCUCGCUCCUGCUGUCGCCACGAAUUUGCGAACCUUCCCUGGUCCCGCCCUCAAAUUGCCGUUCGCCCUCAUCAUCACGUCACUGCCGUUCGCCCCCCCGCCCCACCCCUCCGCCCGUCCCUUGUAGCCCUCUCCAACCCCGCCACCCUCCUCCCCAUCCUCCCCACCUGUGCCCGCCAUCCCCCCCACCCCGCCGCGCAGGGCGUGCAGGCACAGUCGGAACACGCGCUGGAGGAAGAGCGUCUGGCAAGCGCGAGGAGUGCGCGCGAGGAGGCGCAACGGCAGGUGGAGGAGGCGGGGGGCGAGGCGGCGGCGGCGAGGCGGGAGGGGGAGCGGGUGAGGCAGUACCACGAGGAGGAGGUUGUUAGAACUUGA